CGCCGAAGUGAUACGAAACCGUACGAGGUCACACGCUUAGACUCUACUCUCGCAAGGUGAAAACUGAAAACAGUUGUUCACCGCUAUCGCCGGGGUAUCUUUUGUUAAAAAUCACCAUACGUGCUGAAAAAUGUGCUCGGGAAUUUUAAAGGUAAACUCACCAACCCCAUUCACAACCUGUCAUUAGUUACCGAGGAUGAAAAUAUUGUGAUAUUGGCGCUGUCAUCGGAAAGUACCUGCCCGGCAGCAGAUAUAGGUACCGUUAAAAUAUUGUGGCCUCUAAGUUUGUGCGGCUGGUGUACUACUUUAUUUUGUUACAAAGUUACGGUCCUACACGCGUAUCUGUGCCAUAGGUCGUGGUUGCCCUCCGCCAUAUGAUAACUUCGGGUGUCAUCUGGCAAAAAUUGUUUUCAGUUCCACAUUGUGUAGUGCGGCAAAUUCUUUAGUAGAAAUUUGAAAUGCUGCCCAGGGAUAUACAUUCAUCACUCAUUGUAUAUCCUUUGUAGUGAUGAACAUCAAAUAUGUUCAGCAGUCUUUUUGAAAACCAAAGGGCUCGUCAAUAAACCAAUUAUUCUGUACACUGUGUAGCAAAUUUGUACAUCUGAAAACCGAAGUUGCCUCUCAUAAAAAAUAAUUGAAGGGCAUUACAAGAGAAUUCCAAUCAUUGCUACUCUCAGAUGUAACCUUCGUGGCAUAACAUAUAUGGUAUAGAUGGUUUCAAUUACACACACAUGUUGCAUACAUAUAGAAAAGUAUCAAGGAAGCACAAAUCGAACGAGAUACGCUCCAGGGAAUGCGAAUAACAUACGAUUCAGGCGUAUCCUUUUAAAAUAUACAUGAUACACGAUACGGGAGGACGCUAAACUAACACAAUUAUGUCACAAUCAACAAAUUUCGUAACCGUCGUGGCUGUGAGAACCGGGGAACGAGAGGGCAACAAAGAAAACAUCAAUUUCGACGCGAACAGCCAAGGAUAUGUGACUGUUUUGACUAUCAGUGAUGCCGAAAACAACAACAAAACCCUAAAGGGGAUCACCGAAGAAGUGAUCGUGUACAGAUUGCCCGGUGAAAAGCUAGGUUUCGGCCUAAAGUUCGAGGGAGGUACCAAAGCCAAUGAAUUCGUGAAACGCUUGUUCAUUCAGUCUUGCGCGGCCGACAGUCCUGCCUCGCGAGUCCAGAGUUCCUGGGGCAAACUUACAGAAGGCGAUGAGGUGCUGGAGAUAGACAGCAUUCCUGUCAAUACUAUGACCAGGAUAGAUUGCGUUAGGUGUCUCAAGGACUCUAACGUAGCUAUCAAGUUGUUGGUGCGACAUUUGUGUGAGAAUACAUUGGAAAGUAAGCAGUCUGAAGGCGAGGAAAAAAGGUUGCCUCCUGUGCCCCCGCCUGUUCCACCAAGGAAGAUACAUAGGAAGAUGUUGAAGAACAUCCAGAAGGAAACAAGCACAACAGAGACAUCCCAAGAACUCGAGGUGACGAGUCACCCAAUGAUAUCGGCAAAGCCCCCAAAAAAACUCCAGCACAGCCGAAGCAUGAGAGCCUACUACUCAUCACCCGACGUCCACAGAAGGGUGAGGAGGUUCUCGGACGGCAACCUCGGACCUCCUGAGGCAGGCGUCUACACAGACCUCAUAUCCCAAGAAUCCACACAGAGCCUGAGCGAAUCUGAUGACACAGAAAGUACAAUAUCCACAGUUAUUGAUAAGUUUGGGUCAGUCCCCAACACCACGACCUCUAGCUUCGCUGGCAGUCUACCCUCCACACCUACCUCGAUUCAGAAGAAAUUGGAUGUCUCGAAUUUGGCAGUCUAUGAUGAUGAGGAAUGCGUCGCCCCGCCUAGGUUGCCUGCCAAGCCUGUGGUGCAGAAUAAGGAGGAGAACAACAACGUCGUCGAUGGGGUGGACCCCUUGUGUUUCCAAGACGCGCCACUGAGCUACGGCAAUGAAAGCACGUCAGUACUGUGCAUAAACGAAUCAGACGGCGUGACAGAAGAACCUAUCAAAGAAGAAAAACAUUCAAAGAAACCCCCUGUUCCACCGAGAGCCCGAACCACCGUCCUAACCACAGUCGACACUGCCAGCAAAGACAAGAAAAGCGAGAACCUGCCCAGAUUGGUGGAUUUCGUCCCGAAAUCAGCGAACAGUCCCAGGGACAGCCCGGAAAACUCGGCGGAGAUUAUGAGACUAUUUUUAGAAAACGAACGCCACAAAACAAACGCUAUCGAUUUUAAUCCGACCGAAAAUGAUAAUUAUCGCAACGGGAUUGAUAUGUACUGUUCUAAGUGGAGUUUGUCCUUUCAGUUGACUACCAUUGGCGAAGUAGAGGAAGAAAGUGGCGCUGAUCCAAGCAACAAGCCUUCGAUAAAGACCACGCCAGUGGUAAUAGUUGAAAGUGCGGAUGGUAACAGCGAAAAGCAGGCAUUCCACAAUGGGACCAUGAACGGCGUCGCCAACAAAGGCUGUUGACAUUAUUUAUAUCAACGUUUACAGGCUACGGUUAGUUGGAUCACUGUCCCAACCAGAAGCUGCUUUCCAGCCGUUUUUAUUUCCAAUAAACUCUUAUUCCAAGCUGAUGUUUGUGUUUGGUGCACGAAAUAUGUACAAAUACCAGAAUUUUGGUUGUAGCUUCAAACAUGAAAAGUCAAGGCUGUCAGUUUAUUAUAGAUAUACAGAUACCUGUUCGGUUAAUGGCUUACUUCUUUCACAUAUUUUGUAAUUUAGGUAAUACUGAUUAUACAGGGUGAUUCAAAAAUCGUGACCAAAAAUGACACAUCAGACACAGGACCACAUUUGAAAGGGGGGGGUCUUCUAUGUAACAAAUAUGAAUGAGACGGCAAGAUGGAAACUAAAAAUAUAUCAGCAAGGAAAAUUGCCCUCUGCUGCGACAAAAAAAAUGACAAAUACAAGUCCGAG
Acanthoscelides obtectus is the source of this 2909-nucleotide messenger RNA. The record is from the annotation of a GenBank genome assembly. NCBI's taxonomy places the organism in Eukaryota, Metazoa, Arthropoda, Insecta, Coleoptera, Chrysomelidae.